GUCAACUUUAAAGCUGUUAGACAAUACUUUUCUCAAGAAAAAUAAUAAUCUAUUUCAAUUCCUACUGUUCAAAUGUAUUUUAAUAAAAAAAAGGCAAGAUACUUACGUGAAAUUAGUAAUUCGCAAUUUAUUCCAAUUUAGUUUAAAAAGCAGAACCAUUUAUCUUGGAAUAAAACUCUUUUAUUUAAGUGAAAGAGCCAUCCAUGUACUAUCCCUUGAUUCUUCAACUGCAUUAGUAUCUUGUACAUGCUUUUGUCUCUCUAAAUGGAGGAAGUGAUUGUUAACUCUUGUGACGAGGGGAUUAAUAUGCCCUUGCUUAGAGCAGCCUUACAUCAGUUGUGAAGAAUGAGGUGCUCCUUAGCCAUUUAUCUCAGCCUUUUGGCUUUUUCAUGUGCUAACCAGAUAAAGUUGAAAAUACACCCAACCCCUGAUGACCCGCAAAGUAGUUUAGUCUGGUAUAAUCAGUCUACUUCAGAUAAAUGGAGUCAAAAAUUGGAUAAUUUCUUAGAAGUUUACAGAACACCAUUGCUGACGGAAGGGAGAGAGGAGACUUUAGUAUCUUGCAGUUAUGAGAAAUAUCCAUCAUCUAAUUCUGUUUGUAACAUCAGACCUGAAGAUUUCAAGCCAUGCACUGCUUCAAACUUCUUCGGUUAUAAGAAAGGAUCACCUUGUAUCUUCAUUGAGUUGGAGAAUGUAUUGGGAUGGAAACCCCGCUAUUUUUCGUCCAUGAAAUCCUUGCCCAAAGGAAUGCCACAGGCUCUCAAAGAUCAAAUAGACGAUCUUACUGCUAAUGUGAAGAUGUGGGAAACAAUCUGGGUUGCUUGUGAAGGCUUAACUCCUGCUGAUAAAGAAUUUAUAGGAUCAACAGUUGCUAUUCCACAACCUGGAUUUCCAGGCUAUUUCUUCCCCUAUAUUGGACAAAAAGGAUAUCUCAACCCAAUAAUAGCAGUUCAACUUGAACGUCCUCAGGUUGGUGUGAUCAUCAACAUUGUUUGCAAAGCCUGGGCUCCUGGUAUUGUACACAAUGCUAACAAACCGCUCGGCAUGGCCAUGGUCGAAUUACUGUUUGACUAAGUACACUUUGACAAAAUAAGUGUUUAAUGAGUCAUCUUUUCAUCUAAUAAAAUCUUAUUUAAAUAAUAUAUAAAAGACUUUUCUCACACUGAUCAAUUUUUUGUUAUAUAAUAUCAUUAGUCUCCUAAGCUAUUCAACAGAAGCCAUUGUUCAUCCUUGCUGUUUCUGCUGCUCUUGGGAAGAUAAAACAGCCUCAAACCAGAAAAGUCCCGAAGUUGAACCGAUUCUGAGCAUUUUAAACCUCCAGUUAAUAACAUAUUAAAAUAUUAUUUUUUUAAACUUGUUAUUGAUUAAAUGUUAAGUUUACAAAAAUAAAUUAUAUUUUUCAACAAUAUUUAUUUUGUUUUUAUUGUUAUUUUACAAACAGGAUGUACAUUUUAUUUGAAAUUCACAUUUCUGUAGCAUUAGAAAUGUUUUAUGCAAUCUUAUUUUUCAAAAUUACUAUUUUAUCAAAUCAACAUAUUUUUAAAUUUAAAGAAUUAAUUUUUUUUUCUAAAUUCAUUUUGUUAUAAAAUAUAUUUUUUUGUUGAGUUUUUAAUAUGCAUACACUUACACUUGGUAUGUUUAAAAUACUUUUUAUUCUAUAAUUCUUUUUCUCCCUUUCAAAAUAUCAAAAUAUUGUUUAUUAAAUGGCAUUUUAACAUUGCUUUAAAAUAAAUAAUAUUUUUUUCUAAGCUAAAAAAAAAGUAUUUAAAAUCCAACAUAUCAAGCCAAUACUAUUGUUUAAAAUACUAUUUCAUUGUACUUGUGUGAAAGAAGAGAAGUGAAAUAUAAACAUAUUUCAUGGAAAUGUUUAUAAGCUUAAAUACAUUUACUGUAGUUUAAUAACACUAGAUAUGAUAUUAUAUUUAAGUAAUUAGGUAUCUAUUGGCCUUUUAUUAAAAAAUUCAUCAAGUAACCUUUUAGAAAAUUAAAUUAGUGAAUAAUUUGAUGAAUUUUCCCUUUGUGAAAUCCUAACAUUACCCACUUACAAUUAGUGUGACAACUUUUGACCUAUCCAUGACAGCAAUGAAAAUCUUGUAAUAUCAUUUUAGUAAACUUUACAAUGGAAAAUAACAGUUUAAUAACUAAUAGUUCUACAAUCCAUAAUCAUUUAUCGGUUAAAUAUUCAGAUGUACUUUCAAAUCUCUCUAGGCAUAUAUCAGCCUUUCGGUUGAUAAAAUGACUAACUCCAAUUUAAACAUUCUUUAUUAUUAAUUUUAGUGAUGUUUCUAGAGAUAAAAUUUAUACCUCUAUUCACAGUUCUAUAUUUCAACACUGCAAUCACCUACUCUGGAAUCAGCUUACUCACUGUCUGUAUAGAUAUAACUUUUCCAACUAGAAAUAUCACUAAAAUGACAUUAUUCAAAAAUGUAGAAAUUGGAGUCAGUCAUUCUGUCAACUGAAAGGCUCAGAGACUGAAGUUAUGUGGUUUAUAAAAGCAGAUGGAGAAACUAGAUUUUUAUUGCCUACCGCCGAUAUAAUAAGUAGACUUUUUGUAAUUUUAAUCGUCUUAAUGAUUUGUUAUCUGGAGCUUUAGGCUUUAGAUCCGCUUAAAAUGCACUUCAAACAUUUUAUAAUAGCUCAACAAUAAAUAAUUUUACCAGAAAAUAAUUUCUAUUCAAAGUAAGUGAAAGUUGUGUGUUGCCAGAUUUUUUUAAUAUCUUUUUAGUAAUGAAGAUUAAUUGAGGCAUAGCAUUCCAAAUCCAGCCAACUCCAUUUUCAAUUUAUUUAUUUAUUGUUUAUUAAGUGCUCUAUAUUAUCAUCAAGUGAAUGGAUUUUAUCUAGGCAUGUUUAUACACUGGCAGGCGUUAUGCUAACCCAGGGAAGCAAUUUUUGAGGAGGAGUAAAAUUUGAGUGAAAUACAAUAAUACUUUUAGAUUCAAACAACUUUGUAUAUUUAUAUAAAAGAGUUAAAUAAAACUCACAUACAUAUAAGAAUUAUUUUAAUUUAAUUUAAUUUUUAAUUUAAUAAUAAAGAAAUUAGUCUUUUUUGAGAUAAGGGUAGAUGCUGACCCAACAAAUCCUAAAACAAUCUGCUCCUGCAGACAAGAAAUAUUUAGCAAGAAAUAAUGUAGAUAUGUUAUUAACUCUUGUCAAACAUUCAGAUGUCAUAAUCAUUCAGGGGAAGAAGAAUAUGAAAAAAUGUAUAAAAUACUGAGGGAAAUCAAGGAAUUUUUAUGCCUUAAAGCAUUAAAAAAAUAAGUGAAGGAAAUAAUAUAAUUAAAGCAAUUAAAUUGUUUGAAAGUAUGAAACAUUAAAAGUAAAUCCUUCAACAAUACUUGCAAAAAAAUAUGAAAUAAUUACUAUGAAGAGAACUGAAAAAGAACUAGAAGAGAUACACCAUCAUCUGGCAGCACAUCUACAGAAUUACCUAAGAAUGCAUCUAAGGAUUACAUGUCUGAUUUCUGGUAAUAUCUCUAGUUCAUGGAAAAUGAAAAACAAAUAAUGAUAGCAUGCUUUAUUUCAUAUGUUAUAGUAAAUAAAAAGCUAAGUCAUUUAUUUCGCCCAGUGGCAAACAGGAUACAAUAGAAUAUGAAUGAAACCCAGUAGAUAGAUUUCAGUUUAGAAAAAUUGGAUCUUAUAAAACAAUAUUUUUUGUUUGAUAAGAUUCAUAAAAAAAAAAGUGUGAAAGGAAUUUAGAGUGGUUUUUAAGGUAUUAAAAAAAUAAUAAAAAGAAAUAAACUUUUGGUACUGUGCAAAUGAUAAAAUUAUGAUAGGCAUUAGAAAAGAUUAUUUUUGAUUAUUAAUAAAUCUUAAGAGAAAAUGGUUUGUCCCUUAUAAUAGCUCACCAAACACACCCUGAAAAAUUGUUAGUGCUUGUGUACUUCAAUAAUUUUGCUAAGCCUCCGGAGCUACCAUUAAGCUUUAGAAAAGGAAAAUCAAAAGAACUUAUUCCAAUUUUUGAAAAACUACAACUUUUAUGUACUUCUUUAAAAAAUGUAACAAGAACACAGUGCCUCUAACCUAUAUUGUUGAACAUGGCAUCUUUAACGGUAACCAAAUAAAAUAAAUAAAAAAUAAUUGUGAUCAAAGAUUAUUUUUUAAAAAUAAUUCAACACUUGUACGGAUAUGCUAAAUUUUGAAUAUUAAUGGGCAACUACCCUAAUGUCUAAGAUAAAGAAGGAGCUCGAUUUUUCAUCUUGCUAUUUAAUAUUAUUAUAUUUCAUUUUUUACAUUUUCAUUUACUGAUAUGAAAGAUAGGAUGAAGUGAACUAGUGGGAGUCCUAGUCAGAAAUAUUGUACUGCAUACACUCCAUUUUAUUGACAAUGAAGUGGUAUUUUUAUCAGAAAAGAACUAGUUAAGAAUGUAUGAAAUUUGAAAUUAAAUGUGGUAAUUAUUAUAAAUUUUCUUUAUGAUUAAUAUUCACAGAAUGCAAGACAUCAGUUUUAAAAUAAGAAAAUAGUUAGUUUUAAUAGAAAGAAAAUAUGUGAUAUACAAACCAAAUAACAUUUUGCCUACAUAUAAUAUUAAAUUUUAGUGAUUUUAAUUUUAAUUCUGUUAUUAGUUAAUAUAAAUUUAUGAAUCUUGAGAAUGUCUAUCUAUACACCUAAUGAACAAUUUUGAUCUUCAGCACUAAAUAUUAUAACUUCAUCACCACACAGGCAUAUGUUUAUGGCAACCCAGAGUACCUUGGUACUCAGUUUAAGAACCACUGGUCUAUUAGCUGGUGGUGGUUUCUCUAUUAAUUUUUAGAGGUCUAAAUAUGGACAUAUUCUACAUGCGUGUCUUAUAUUCAGUGGUUAUUUCUUACAGCCAGAUUACUAUGGCAGAUGUUUUUUAGCAGUAGCUAAAUUUCAAUGGAGUUGUAUUUUUAUUUUCAAACAAAUUUUCCAGUUUAAAAAAUAGCUCAGUUUAUAAUACACUAACACAUAUAUAUAUAUCUCCACUUAGUUUUUAAUUAUAAAAAAUGAUUGUUUUUGAAGAUAUGAGUGACUGAGAAAGGUGACUUCAUCUAUCAUGCUUGUUGGAGACAAAAAAACCAAAUACGAAAUUUUCAUAUUUGUAAAUUUUCAUAUUUAAAACUCCAUAGAAGUUUAAUUUUCUAUAGAUUAAAUAGAAAAUUUCAUAUUUUCAUUACUUAUCUUAAAAAUAGUUGGGAAUGUUUAAUUUGAAACACUGAUUGAACUUUGGGAAAGUAUUCUAAACACUACAAUGCACAUUCACAAACUAACAUCUGAGUGGGAGCAAGGGCACCUUAUAUCUUCAAUCCUGGAAUUUACGAAAUAUAAAAUACACUAAAUAAAUAUACCUACUGUUAUUCAUUACUAAUCUGACACAUAUUAAUAUUAAUUUAAUUGAUAAUACUUAUUAAAACCAUUAAUUUGGUAUAAUUAACUUACAUUGAAUCACAAGUAAAUAGAAGUAAUUAAAUAUUGCUUUCAUUAAGCUUACAUAAAAUAAUUACGCUUGUAUAAAAUAAUAUGUUUGUAUUAUGCACUCACUUAAUUAGAAGAGGAAUUGUGACUAUCUAUAGGGAGUUGUAAACUGUAUCUCCCCUUGAUUGAUGAAGGAAAAAUCACAAUUACUAGGUAUGCGUUCUCAACAUUACUUUUUAGCAGACCAUCUCCUGUUGUAUCUACUUUCAGGAUUUACUAUUUCUCCUG
Messenger RNA from Nezara viridula (southern green stink bug), 5661 nucleotides. The record is from the annotation of a GenBank genome assembly. NCBI's taxonomy places the organism in Eukaryota, Metazoa, Arthropoda, Insecta, Hemiptera, Pentatomidae.